Molecule: messenger RNA, 6394 nt
Organism: Cuculus canorus (common cuckoo)
Lineage: Eukaryota; Metazoa; Chordata; Aves; Cuculiformes; Cuculidae
Gene: POGLUT3
Product: protein O-glucosyltransferase 3
Exons: 8
Coding region: 53-1615 (520 amino acids)
Cellular component (GO): endomembrane system
Molecular function (GO): protein binding; glucosyltransferase activity
Source: RefSeq, a predicted model, not a curated record
UUGUCCCGGGCUGCGGUGCGGGAGCCGCGCAUGCCCUGGGAGCGGCGGGGCGAUGCCGUGGGUCCCCGGGGCGAUGCCGUGGGUGCCCGGGGCGCUGCUGUCCCCCCGCGGGGUGUGUGUGUGGCUGCUGCUGGCGGCGGCGGGGCGGCGGGCGGCGGGCGGGGCGGUGAGCGCCCGGGGCAGCCUGGCCUGGGGACCCGGGCUGCGGGCCGAGCUCGCCCUGCCCGUGCGGCACUUCUACAUCCAGGCGGUCAGCGAAGCCGGACGCAACUUCUCCCGCUCCCCUCCAGGAGCAACACAGUUUAAAGUGGUAAUUAAAGCACUUUCUCCAAAAGAAGUCACCAGAAUUUAUACUCCACGCCCUUUGGAUAGAAAUGAUGGCACGUUUCUUAUGCGGUAUCGGAUGUAUGAGAGUGUCAAAAAAGGGUUAAAAAUUGAGAUAUUUUAUGGUGAUCAGCAUGUAGCUCAGUCUCCUUAUAUUUUAAAAGGACCAGUUUAUCAUGAAUAUUGUGACUGUCCUGAAGAAGAUCCUGAGACCUGGCAGAACAUUAUGUCUUGUCCAUCAGAAGAACCUCAGAUUACAAAGGACUUCAGUUCUUUUCCCACCAUUGAUCUCCAGCGAAUGCUUAAGGAAAUCCCAACAAAAUUCAGUCAGUCAAGAGGUGCUAUCGUUCAUUACACUAUUCUCAAUAAUCGCAUCUACCGUCGCUCCUUAGGGAAGUAUACAGACUUCAAAAUGUUCUCUGAUGAAAUGUUCCUGUCGCUGGCAAGAAAGGUUCAUCUUCCGGAUGUGGAGUUUUAUCUUAAUGUUGGAGACUGGCCAGUUGAGUAUCGGAAAACUAAUGAUACACCUGGUCCCAUACCUAUUAUUUCAUGGUGUGGCUCUGUGGAUUCAAGAGAUAUAGUCCUUCCAACAUAUGAUGUAACCCACUCAACUCUUGAAACCCUACGUGGUGUCACAAAUGAUCUCCUUUCUAUUCAAGGAAAUACAGGCCCGUUCUGGGAAAACAAAACUGAGCGAGCCUUAUUUAGAGGUCGAGACAGCCGAGAAGAACGUCUCCAUCUUGUCAAGUUAUCCAAGGAAAAUCCAGAAUUACUAGAUGCUGGAAUAACAGGAUAUUUCUUCUUCAGAGAAAAAGAAAAAGAGCUGGGAAAGGUUCAGCUGAUGGGUUUCUUUGACUUCUUUAAGUACAAAUACCAAGUGAAUGUAGACGGGACUGUAGCAGCUUACAGGUUUCCAUAUCUCUUGCUGGGUGACAGCCUAGUAUUGAAGCAAGAUUCCCAGUACUAUGAACACUUUUAUAUUGGAUUAAAACCAUGGAAGCAUUAUGUUCCGGUUAAGAGAAACUUAGAGGACUUGCUAGAGAAAAUAAAAUGGGCCAAGGAAAAUGAUGAAGCAGCAAGAAAAAUUGCUAAAGAAGGACAAUUAAUGGCAAGAGAAUUACUUCAGCCUCACAGGCUUUACUGCUACUAUUAUAAAGUGCUUCAGAAAUACGCUGAACACCAAGCCAGCAAACCUGAAAUACGGGAUGGAAUGGAACUUGUACCUCAGCCUGAUGACAGAGACUCAGUAUGCAGCUGCCACAGGAAUAAGCCUUUAAGGGAAGAUCUAUAACUGUACCAGAUGGAGAAAAUGCCCCACUUAAAAUGCAAGAAUUUAAAUAGGAAUUAAGCUGUGAAAUCUAAGACACUUAUGCACUAGCAGACAUUCUUAGUUAUGUAUUCUUCUUGUAUUUACAUAUUCUUUUUCACACUGACUCUGACCUACAGUGUUGGUUCCCACAGUUUUGUCUCCAUGACCACUACCAGACAGAUACUGAGCCUGCAACGUGGAGCAUCUGGAGGAUUUGUUUGAUAUAGUGCACCACCAGGAAGAAGAGCACAGUGCUGCUCGUGUUCCAACUGGGACCUAGUUAUCCAAGUUUUAUGAGGAACCAGUCAUCUACAAAAGAUCUUCCAUGAGUCAGUGCAAUUUAUUCUAAAGGCACAUUUGCAACAUACUAAAACAGUAUUAUAAUUUCUUCAUAAAGUUUACCUCAGUGUUAGAUUGUUUUUUGUAUACAAAACAAUUUUCUACCUAGACAAAGAAAAUGAAUAUUUGAGUUUUACAGAUAUCAAAUCUGGUUGCUUUGAGAUUAUUUUGUGGUCUAUGACAGGAAAUAGAAUAGAGAAUACGAUAUAAUAAUCAUCAAUUUCAGAGGAAAAUGAAGAGGGGAGUGGAGAUCAGAAUAAUAUUUUUGUAAGCACCUUGUCUGUGAAUCACCAAAAUUAAAUACUGCUUUAAAGCAGACUGUGUAGCUAUCCCAGUCACGGUGCUUUGAGUGCCAAGACACCACUCUGAAGACUUGUCCCCUGCCAGUGGCUAUGUCUGUGAAUAUAAGCACAGAUGCACAAAAGGACUUGGGGAAUUCAGGUGAAAUAUUGGUGUCUUAGUUCAACAAUGCAGUCUAAAGUAUUUUAGACUACUUGGGUAUUCACACAUGUGAAAUGUGUUAGUAGAGUUUUAGACCAUCUAGAUUGAGCUUCUCUGUAGGUGUCACCAUCUUUUUCACUUGGGUUCGUGAACUACUUUUUCAUGUGACUAAGCUCCCACAGGGAUCUUACCCAUUCCUGAAUUUAAAUCAUACCUGACCCUAUACUGACAGCAGAUCAGACUUCAUUGCUUUGAUUCAAAAGUAUGACAGAAAAACCUAAUGUGCACUUCCUAUAUAACAGUCUAGUGGAUAGAGACCAUACUAAGCAAUUGGGAAGCCAAUUGUGCUCCUUGGUUUGAUCCAAAGCCUUUCUUCCAGAUAGUGCCUUAGCUCCAGACUGAAGAAGAGGUCUUCGGGCCUUCCACUGAAGUUGUGCAGCCAUGAAACUAACAGUACAAAACUCACAGGGCUAAAAAGAGCUGGUCAUACGAUUCUGAUAAAGUGUGCCUUUGGGUCAGGUGGGAGAAAAAUCCUAGCCCUGGAGUUAGGUCCCAAUACCUCUGUUGAUUUUUACCCAAGUUUGUUUACUUCAAAAUGCAUAAGCAGUCCUGGAAGUAUAGACCAAGGCUAAGGCCAAUGCCCACAGAUACCCAUUUCUGUCCUCUGCAUUUUCAUCUUGGCUACUGUAGCCUGCCUGAGCAGCUUCCUACUCAGCUAAGUUCAGAUAAUGUCUUUCAUGGACACCAAAUUCUCCCUACACAAAAAGGAAUGGAAACAUCUUAUGAUUGUGGACUCUUGUAAUUGCUUAAGUCCCCACAACCUACCCCUCUAUACCUCACGCAGGCUUCAUUCUUGGUUCUGCACUGGAAAUUACUCUCAUAAAAUACAUAAAGCAAAAUCUCUACACUAGAACAAGAAAAGAGACUAGAUCUUGCAGUAUUCUAAGUAUGGAAAGAACGUCAAGCUUCUAAAGGGGUUAAUAUCACUGUUCAGCAGUCAUUUAUUACCUUAUGCCAGUUAAAAAACCUGGAAUGUGUUGCUCUAUGCAUCAUCCUCUGUUCUGGUUCUAAUACUAAUAAAUAUAGUGUCUGUAUUUUUAUUCAGCAUGAUAAUCAGUCCUUGAACUUCAGACUACAAAUAUAUGUUUAGCUCAUCUGACAUGAAAUUUUCUGCAUCACAAUUCAGGAACAGGGUUCCAUUGCCUAAGCUGACUCUUCAGACUGUGCAUGCUCCUCUUUCCUUCUCUGUGUACAGUAAUUUUUACUGUAUGAUAUGAUCUUAUUUUGUGAUAUCCAUUGUACUGUGUGCAUUUUAUAUUCACCAGUAUUUAUGGAAGUGGUGUUCUCAGCAACACCAAUUAUACAUGCCAAAUGUCUGAAGCAACAAAGUUUUUCACCUCUCACACACAUAUCUCAACCCCAAAGUCCCUAAAUUAUAUUUUUUAAAAUGGGAGGGAGCAGGGCGAGUCUUGAUGCAUACUUUAGGAUUCUUCAGAAAUAACUCUGUAGGGGAAAACUUGUCUGGCUUGAAACAGAAGUCUUUCAAACUGAAAGAAGAAUCAGAUAAAAUUUAAAUGGUCAUGAAUAUAAAUAAAUGUGAAUAUUUAAUCCCUCCUUUCUUCCCUCAUAAAAAGGGGAAAAAAAACUAUUCUAAAUUCUUCUCUUUCCAAAACAAAGACUGGUUUGUCACAGAAUGCCUUACCCAUGCUUUAUAGCUUACAGGCAAGAAAUACCCUGAAAAAUAUGAAUAUGCUCAUCUUCCUGCCAAAAUUAAAAAACAGUAGAGAAGUGGUAGAACUUUCAUUGAAAGUGCUUAGUCAUUUGAGAAAAUCUGGUUCAAUUUAUAACUACAGAUCUUCCACAGAUAAAAGAACGUAAGGCAAAUCCACUCUUCUCUCCAUUGGUUGUACGAUGUGCAGUUUAUAUUGUAAUGAAGAGCUAACAAUUGCCCCUCCGGGCCAGAAAAGAUGUCAGAUCUGUUUUAGUUUGAUGAAAAGAUGAUACUCAUUGACCUGGUGUGUUACAGGAAUUUGCUAAAUAUUCAGGAAAACCUGUUUGUACAAGUAAAUUUAAUACAUCACACAGUACUUUUGAGCAACAUACAUACACUAAAGUUUCUAUUAUUGUAAUUCUUGAAAUAAGAGAAUCUAUUGUGCACCGAGUAGCUGGUGGUAAUUUAAAAGAAAAAAGUUACCAUACGACAGUAUUGAAUUUUGCUACAGUAAUUUCAGCUUCUAAUACUCAACAUAGGAUUUAAUAUAGAGUAAAAUCUGUCCUAUUUUCGUAGGAUCAUAGAACCAUAGAAUACUUUCAGUUGGAAGAGACCUUAAAGAUCAUCCAGUUCCAACCCCCCUGCGAUGGGCAGGGACACCUCCCAGUAGAUCAGGGUGCCCGAGGCCCCAUCCAACCUGGCCUUGAACACCUCCAGGGAUGGGACAGCCACCAAUUUUCACCAACGGCAGUAAUUUUUGACACACUGUAGAGCUUGUAACUGGUGAUGGAGACAGGCUUAUUGGUUUGAAAUGGUAUGUCCUACAGCUCAGGGCAGUUAUUUUCAAACAUAUUUUCUACAUAGAAGUGGUCUGACUUCCAAAAUCGUUGGUCGUGUAGAGUCUUUAGUUAAGGUUCCUUAUUUUCAGAUCCCAUUAACAUUAACCGUAGUUUCAUAAGUGAACACUCCAGAAAAUUAGUCCUGUGUUACGCCCUACUACAUUUGGGUACAACAUUUGGAAAUACACAACCUCAAUUUCAUCUUGAAAUGAGAACUAGUAAACCAUGAUCUGUUGAACAUAAAGGAGAUAUAAAUUCAGAACAUUUUUAGACUCUAUCUUUUGAGAUUUAUCUCAAGAUAACUAAUAUACUAGUUUCAUGACAAUAUUGUGCCAGGUCCGCCUUGUAGAUCCAUAAUUAAAAACAACCUAUAAUCAAAGCUUGCCUGAUGGAAUGUUAGAUUCAAGUAUCCGUCCUGGGAAGCAUACGCCCGACAUUUAUUACAUUAGAAAGUAAAUUAUUUAGUUAGGGAGGAGAGCUGACAGGGAAAACAUACAUCACCUGUUUGAGCACGUUUGAGAAGCUUGCAAAGAAAUGAUAAUAAGGAAAAGAAGCAUUACAUAAACGUAGGAUAUUAUCAGCUCCUUUAUUGCUUCAGUUUUUCAAAAGUGUUCUCUCUAAGGGCAGUGAUGAAGUUAUAUAUAAUUAUAUUGGUUUAAUUCACAGGAUUUAACCACUAGAAUCUUCUUGUCUGUGAAUACUUUUAUAGCAUUUUAAUAAGGCUAUAUAAGUGCUAACAUUUGGCUUCUCUUUUGAGUUGUUAAUAAUAUAAGAAAAUCUACAACGUAGUGAGUUAUGGAACUAAGUUUGCAUUGUGCUGUAAGAAUAAGGGGGAAAGGAUUAUUUUUUAUAUGUUUGUUUGAAGACAUUUGAGACAUCUGUAACACCUUAAUGUGAGUGGUGAUAUGUAAGAGGUGUAUUAGCAAGAGCAUAGCCAGCAGCUCAGGGAACAUUUCUUCGCUUCGGUUUGGCAGAUGUGAGAUGGCAGUUGGCGUACUGGUCAGUUUUGGACUUGCCUACACAAGAAAUGCAUUGGCACUGUAAAGCAGAUCUGGCUGAGAACCAUCAAGGUGAUAAAGGGGUUGAGGGACUUGAAGCAUGAGGAGGAACUGAGGGAAAAGGAUUAGGCCAGCCUUAUAAAGAAAAGGCAAGGGAAAUAUUACAUUGCUGAACUCUAAAGGGAGGGUGUAGAAAAGGUGAAGCCAGACUUCUCAGAGAAGUCCUACAAACAGCAGACACAAGCUGAAACAUCGGAAAUUCCAAUUAGAUAAGGGAAAAAAUAUCUUCACAAUGAUAUACCCAAGGAGACAAAGCUUGGCCUGAAUGACCUCCAGAUGUUCAUUAUUCUACAAACUACAUUUUGGUCACAAGACAAGGAAUUAUCUAGUCACAUAGCAGGAGGAUAAAAACAUCCAGCUCUUGAGAGUCCUU